AUGGAGAAGGCUGCAACUCUACUGCUGCUGUUGCUGCUUUGCAGUCUCUGCUACAGCGCGGAGGAGAAGUGCCCGCAGCCAUGUGACUGUCAGCAUCUCCAGCAUGUCCUUUGCUCCAACAGAGGGCUCGUCUCCGUCCCCAAAUCCAGCCACAUUCUGAAUCCUUUUGGGACCAAAACCUACAGCCUUGGGGGAAACUUCAUCUCCAAUAUCAGCGCCGCGGACUUUUCCAACUACUACAAUUUGCAACGGCUCGAUCUGCAGUACAAUCGCAUCCACUUCAUUCACCCCAAGGCGUUCGACAAGCUCGCCCACCUGGAGGAGCUCUACCUGGGCAACAAUCAGCUUCAGACGCUUACCUCUGGUGCGCUGUCCGCUCUUAAGAAGCUGAAAGUGCUGAAUGUGAACAGCAACCGGCUACAAAAUGUCAGUCGCGCCAGUUUCUCCAGCCUGGGGUCACUGAUCAAACUAAGACUGGACGGCAAUCAUAUCCAGGUACUGCAUGGCUCCCCCUUUCAGGGUCUCUCUAAUCUGCUUUAUCUGCAUCUGGAAAACAACAGAAUUGCAAAUAUCAGUAAAAACGCCUUUGCGGGGCUUGUAAAAUUGCGUUUACUGAGCUUGUCGGGGAACCCCUUAAACUCCUUACGCCAUCCGACGUUUUUACCGCUGCGUUCCCUUAGCACGCUCAGCAUGGCUGGGAAUGAUCUGCAGCAACUGGGACCAGGUGUUUUUAACGGGCUGCAGAGGCUUUCCAAGCUGGUUCUUAGCUCAAGCAGGAUUUCUCUUCUACACAGCAAGACUUUUCAGGGAUUGGGGUCUUUGCAAGAGCUGCACCUUGAUGGAAACGUAGUGAGCCAUCUGCCGGAAAGCCUCCUAGCGUCACUGCAUAGCUUGGAGGUAUUAAAUAUGAGCCAUAAUUCUCUCUCCAGUUUGCAGCCCGGAACGUUCAAUGGGUUAAGUCGGCUGAGGGUUCUGGACCUGCAGUAUAAUAUGCUCAGUUUCCUACCUGGGGACAUCCUUGCUGAAAAUCCGGCUCUUUACAAGCUGCAACUAGACGGCAAUGGAUGGAACUGCAACUGUCAUCUCUUGGGGCUUAAACACUGGAUUUUGGGAACCCUGCACACACGGAUACGGAUGCUGACGGUGUUUGUAAAGUGCAGAGAGCCCCAGGAAGUCGCAGGAAAGUAUUUGGACUAUCUUGAAGAUGCUUAUUUACAGGCAACUGGAGACUGUGUUUAUACCACAACCCCUAAAGGCAUGUCCAGCACGUUACCAGAUGAACAUCUGCUUUUGGAUCAUACACCCGAAGGACAGAAAAGUGAAGGAAAUUCUGAUCAUCUGGAUUCAAAAGCAAGUUCAGUACUGCCUGUCUCUACACAGUCACCAAAAGCACUCACUUUGCCUCAAACAUUGGCAACUGUAGAACCAGUUCCAACGACAAAAGUGCCAGCAGGCACCAAAAGGGGCAACGCAGAUAAGCGUAAAAAAAUAGCACAAAAAGGCAAAAGCAGAGACACGAAGACUUCUGGAGGAACUCGAAAACCACCAGAAUCGAAGUUUAAGUUGCUGAACCCUAGCCAGCAUGAGACAUUUAAACAGCUGCCUUUCAAGCAAUCUGAGGCUCCAAUCUCAGCAUCCAACAAUUUACAUCAUAGUCUCCCAGAUGUUGAAUUGUUACAUCAGCAGCCCCCUGACUCUCUAAAUCAUCCUUCGAGUUCUGAGCGCUCUGAUGUAACUGGCACGUUGCGGACAACAUCUGAGAUGCCAAAUACCGGCGAUUCACACCUGAAAUCAAAAAAAUUGCCGAAGGAUAUCCCAGAUGUAGAAACCUUCCACCAGAGUCAUCCUGACACAUUGCAGCCAUCUUUCCACUCCACCCACCCUGGGCAAAGUGAAACCUUGCAUCAAGUUGCACCUUUUCCCUCCAUCCUGUCUGAUCCAUGUGAAUUUAACAAGUUGUAUUUACUUAACUUAUCUGUGGAGUACGUAGGAAGCACUACAGCCCGGGUGCGAUGGCAGACGGUACCACAUACCCAUGGGCCUGUAUUGUUCAGGCUCCUCUAUGAGCGAUUUGGCCAAGGUGGACGUUUCCAACGCUUUGUCUACCCAAGAGGUCACGCAGAAUCUUUAUCAUUACAGGAGCUGACGGGAGAUACUCCGUAUUUAGUGUGUGUGGAGAGCCUUAUUGGUGGCAGAGCUUGUCCUGUGGCUCCUAGGGAGCAUUGUGCGGGGCUUGUGACGUUACCUGCAGAAGAGGAGCAUCCUUUGCUAAACUACCAGUUGCUAGCCUUAGUACUGCUUGGCCUCAACGCAUUGCUGCUACUGCUGGGGUUGGUUGCUUGGGGUUCUAGAGUGGCACGCAAGAAAUGGUGCCGGAAGAGGGCGCCAGUUCAUGUCCGCCAGAUGUAUUCCACACGCCGCCCCUACCGGUCUGUGGGAACUGGCGUGUCCACUGAUUUUUCCGGUUUCCAGUCACACCGGCCCCGGACUGCAGUGUGUGCUCUGGGAGAAACCGACCUCAUAGAGUUCCCUGGCUGUGAGCGCUUCAGAGAGGGAACAAAUUUACACAGAGAUAACCUACUCCAGAGGUUCACAGACUAA
This is a messenger RNA of Nanorana parkeri, 2601 nucleotides long. It is a transcript of the gene TRIL, whose product is annotated as TLR4 interactor with leucine rich repeats. Gene Ontology annotation, molecular function: protein binding. The transcript is spliced from 2 exons. The coding region runs from base 1 to 2601 and encodes 866 amino acids. The record is from RefSeq and is a predicted model, not a curated record. Lineage: Eukaryota; Metazoa; Chordata; Amphibia; Anura; Dicroglossidae.